Messenger RNA from Gossypium raimondii (Peruvian cotton), 507 nucleotides. Its product is annotated as H/ACA ribonucleoprotein complex subunit 3-like protein. The transcript is spliced from 4 exons. Gene Ontology annotation, cellular component: box H/ACA telomerase RNP complex; box H/ACA snoRNP complex. The coding region runs from base 167 to 361 and encodes 64 amino acids. Gene Ontology annotation, biological process: snRNA pseudouridine synthesis; ribosome biogenesis; rRNA pseudouridine synthesis. NCBI's taxonomy places the organism in Eukaryota, Viridiplantae, Streptophyta, Magnoliopsida, Malvales, Malvaceae. Gene Ontology annotation, molecular function: box H/ACA snoRNA binding; telomerase RNA binding. The record is from RefSeq and is a predicted model, not a curated record.
AUAUUUAUGUACUUUUAGCCCAAUUUCAAGGAUAGUAAUGGCCCAUCAUCACUCAUUUCUGCUAAUACCCUAAAACCCUAGAAAACCCCCUAAAUUUCCUUUCUCCUCAGUUGCUUCCUCAACCCUCCCCCAUCAAAGAAGUUUGUGUUUAUUUUGAUCGGAUAAGAUGUAUCUCCAGUUCUACAUAAAUGAGAAUGGUGACAAAGUUUACACCACUAAGAAAGAAUCACCACAUGGGCUGCCUACUCAGUCUGCUCAUCCAGCUCGUUUCUCCCCCGAUGACAAAUACUCAAGACAAAGAGUUCUUUUGAAGAAGCGUUUCGGAUUAUUGCCUACCCAGCAGUCGCCACUAAAAUACUGAAACAUUUCAUGUAAUGCAUGCUGUACUUUUAUAUAGCAUACUUGGUGUCUUUGUAUGUGUAAUGAAGUUCCUCUUCGGCUCAUAUCUGAGUCCCUUUAUGAUGACGAUGGUGAUUUAAAAUUACAAACAGCUAAGUAACUUUAGUA